GCUGGAGUUGUUGAGGUGAGGAGUUCCGAGGUAGUGCGGCGCUUGGUUGGGGGACUCCCUGAGACCCCUGGUUUCGGGGCACUUCGUCUCCUUCCUCCUGUCUCCGCGCCGGACUCGGUGUUCUCUCUUUAUCCAUACUCAAGUAACACAAAAUGCCAUUCAAUGAUGAGAAGCAAUGUGUGGGCGAGGACCAUCCAAGUGAUUCAGAUUCUUCACGGUUUUCCGAGAGCAUGGCUUCACUCAGUGACUAUGAGUGCUCCAGACAGAGCUUCACAAGUGAUUCCUCCAGCAAAUCCAGCUCUCCUGUUUCAACAAGCCCUCCCAGAGUUGUGACAUUUGAUGAAGUGAUGACUGCAGCAAGGAACUUAUCCAACAUGACUCUUGCUCAUGAGAUUGCUGUAAACGAGAACUUUGAAUUGAAACAAGAUGCUGUCCCUGAGAACAGCUUGGCUGGUCAAGUGAAGCAUAUUGUUCACCAGGCCUUCUGGGAUGUCUUGGAAUCAGAACUAAAUGCUGACCCUCCUGAAUAUGAACAUGCUAUCAAACUGUUUGAAGAAAUCCGAGAGAUUCUUCUCUCUUUUCUUACUCCUGGUGGGAACCGGCUUCGCAACCAAAUCUGUGAAGUUUUGGAUACAGACCUCAUUAGACAACAGGCUGAGCACAGUGCUGUUGACAUCCCAGGCCUGGCCAACUAUGUCAUCAGUACAAUGGGAAAGCUGUGUGCUCCCGUGCGAGAUGAUGAUAUCAGAGAGUUAAAGGCCACUGGUAACAUUGUGGAGAUGCUGAGACAAAUAUUCCAUGUCCUGGACCUCAUGAAAAUAGACAUGGUCAAUUUUACAAUUAAAAGUAUCAGACCACACCUUCAACGCCAGUUGGUAGAAUACGAAAGAACCAAGUUUCAAGAAAUUUUAGAAGAAACUCCAAGUGCUCUUGAUCAAACUACAGAAUGGAUAAAAGAAUCUGUAAAUGAAGAAUUACUUUCUCUUUCUGAGUCUGCUUUAACUCCUGGGGCUGAAAAUAGCUCCAAACCAAGCUUGAGUCCUACAGUGGUGCUAAAUAAUAGUUACUUGAAACUGUUAAAGUGGGAUUAUCAGAAAAAAGACUUACCAGAGACACUUGUGACAGAUGGAGCACGACUUCAGGAACUGACAGAAAAGCUGAAUCAAUUGAAAAUUAUUGCCUGCCUGUCCCUAAUUACCAAGAAUAUGGUGGGGGCUGUUACAGAAGGCUUCCCUGAGCUUACAAACAGGUUAAAAAGGAUUUCAGCUGUUCUACUUGAAGGCAUGAACAAACAGACAUUUAACUUGAAGGAAGCCCUGAAUUCCAUCGGUGUUCAGACUUGUGUUGAGGUUAACAAGACCCUGACAGAGAGAGGUUUACCCACUUUAAACGCUGAGGUUCAAGCUAAUCUCAUAGGUCAAUUUUCAAGCAUUCAAGAGGAGGACAAUUCUAUCUGGUCCUUGAUUGAUAAACGAAUCCAACUAUACAUGAAAAGCCUACUUUGUCUUCCAAGCUCUCAAAAAUGCAUGCCUCCUGUGCCAGGAGGCCUUACUAUCAUUCAGCAGGAGCUAGAAGCAUUAGGCUGUCAAUAUGCAAACAUCGUGAAUCUCAACAAACAAGUGUAUGGACCAUUUUAUGCAAAUAUACUUCGGAAGCUGCUCUUUAUUGAGGAAGCUGUGGGGAAGGUAAAUGCUUCAUCUCCAACCAACUGAAGACAUCUGACAAUGGAGACGAGAUGGGAAAUCCAGCACUUUGGUACCCAGUCCAUAACCAUCAGUGGCAUUAUAGAUAUGGCACAUUCUUAGUACUGUCUGUGGUGCAGUGUUACCAAGCAUAUGUAAUCUGGUAAUGUCAUCGUUACGAAGACACACAUAUCACAUAAACCUUACCUUUGCAUCACCUUCAAGUUUAAAACAGACAUUUGUAAUGAACAAAAAGCAAUUUGUAAUUAAUUAUAUUACCUAUAUAAUACUUGUUUUCCUAAGCGUUUUUAUAUGACUUAUUCAUUCAGCUGAUAGGAGUUGUUUUUCUCAUUUGUCACUAUCAAAUCUAAUGAUUUUUAAUUUUGGUACAACUUUUUAAAGGGUUUGAAAGUUGUGAGAGUAUUCAUGGCAACUGAUGUUCUGAAUAAAUGAAGUGAAGUAACGCAUAAUUGUAUAUGAAGUGUAUAAUUUCAUUUUUAUUAAAAUGUAUAAUAGAAACUUAAUAGUAAGUCCUCACAUUCACCAAAUGUACCAAACCAUAUUUUGUGAUACCAAUUGUCAGUAUUUAUUUAGAAGUUAAAUUUAUUAAAUGCAUUUUAAUGCUAUGUAUAAACUUUUAGAUAAAAAUCAUUCUUAUUUAGUGAAAAUAGAAACAAAUCCUUUCCUUAAAAAAUUUUAUUUUAGAGGUUGAUGUCUUCUUAAAAAUUAACCUUCUCUCUGAGAGAAACAGUUUUAGCACAAAUCUCUUAGUGAAUUUCCUUAAAUUUCUCAGGCCAUAGACAGGUUUAUAUAAGAUUUUAAUAUUUUUAUGUAAAUCAGGGAUGAUUUGAAUUGGUUUCCUUAUAAGAAGAAGGAAAAUUAAUAAUAAUAAAAUGAGAUCCCAUUCUCCAUGAAGUUCUGAAAAAGAAACAGGUGAACUUUGAAUUUCUUCACCAUUAUAACUUAACUGGCAAAUGCCUUUUGUGCUGAAUAAAUCCUUACCUUCUUAUAACCAUGGUGCUCUUUUAAGUAGCAUUAUUAUUUGCCAUUUUGGAGCACUAAUCAGAACUUAUACAGAUGGACUCUGGUUGUCGCUGGGAUUUUAGAAAAGUUGGCUUAUGCUGGAAUUACAUACUCCCUUUAGUGUGUUGAAGUAAGUACUCAGUCUAUAAAGUGCUUUAAUUGCUAAAAUACAUUUUGGAUUUUUUGUUUGUUUUCCAGGGACCCGUAAAAUUAGUAAUUUGGUGAGAAGAGGAAGUAAAAUGAAUAUUCCUCUCUCCCAGCCUCCUUUUACUUGCCACAUUCUCCACCAUUAUGGUGUUAUUUUCAUUAUUUUAUGAAGUUCUAGGAAAUGAUUGUGUGAAUAAAUUAUCUCCAAUCUUUGAAUUUUGAAGAAUCUGCCAAAAUUUUAUGAAAUUCUGAAUAUCAUUUUUUCCCCCACAAUGCCCCAUACACAAGUCAGACAUUCUGUGUGUUAAAGCAGCUGUGCACAAGUGGACUUUACUGAAGAGCACAUCAUGGACUUGCCCAUUUUAUUCUCCCUCACUCCCCUCUACCAUGUUUCCCUGUGCUUAGAAACCAUAAGGUGCUGGAGACUUCAGUUUUCAUUUUCUCUGAAGCUGAAGUAGUUUUCAACUAGGCUUAUUUUGGGGCAUGGGUGGCUGGGUGGGUCUACCAGUAGAAAUGUAAUGCAUACAUAGUGUGAUGUUUUGUUGUUGUCUCUUUCUGAGGUGAACUGUAUGCUUAACAGUGGUGUAUAUUUUUAUUGUCAGAUUGGAAUACAGCUGAUAAUUCAUUUAUAUACUUGAUUAUACUGCAGUUGUCUGCAGGAAAACAAUGUGCAAACAUUUUUAAAAAUGUAUAUAAAAUGAAGGGCAUUCUGAUUUUUUUUCUUUUUUUUUUUUAACAUGGCAAAGUAAAUCUCAGUAUCUCGUGUCUGGAUUUAGGCAACUACCUUUAUUUUAAAAUCAUAUCCCUUAGCAUAUUGUUUACUUAGUUUUACUUAAAUGUUUACUUCUACUUUUGAGAUUUUUCUGACAUCAUCUUAUUUUGUAGUGUAAAUUUUAUUAAACACCAAUACGCACAUUUUCAUUCUUGCUAAAACGUAUACUGUGUGUACUCACUAAAUUUGAAAAUAUUAAAAAUUAUUUCAAAAUA
This is a messenger RNA of Marmota flaviventris (yellow-bellied marmot), 3839 nucleotides long. It is a transcript of the gene Tcp11l2, whose product is annotated as t-complex 11 like 2. Gene Ontology annotation, biological process: signal transduction. The record is from RefSeq and is a predicted model, not a curated record. NCBI's taxonomy places the organism in Eukaryota, Metazoa, Chordata, Mammalia, Rodentia, Sciuridae.